GCGGCAAGAUUUGAGCUCAUGUCUUCCCAACUCCAGGUCCACCACUCUAGCUGCUGAGCCACCUAGCUGCCUCUAACCACUGUGGUAACAUGUUGGCUUCCAUUUGGGGAACCACUGCCAUUAAAUUUAGGAGCACAUUUCAGUUUUUAAAAAUAGCUGCUGGGUGGCAUCGCCCGGAAGGGGUGGUGUCCGGAGAUGAGACCCCGAGGCUGAAUUCCGGAUCAGACAAGAUAGCCGCGCUGCCCCGCAGGAUUAUUAAGGAAACCCAGCGUUUGCUGGCAGAACCAGUUCCUGGGAUAAAAGCAGAACCAGACGAAAGCAACGCACGUUAUUUUCAUGUGGUCAUUGCAGGCCCACAGGAUUCCCCCUUUGAGGGAGGGACUUUUAAACUUGAACUAUUUCUUCCAGAAGAAUACCCAAUGGCAGCUCCUAAAGUACGUUUCAUGACCAAAAUUUAUCACCCUAAUGUAGACAAGUUGGGAAGAAUAUGUUUAGAUAUUUUGAAAGAUAAAUGGUCUCCAGCAUUGCAGAUUUGUACAGUGCUGCUCUCAAUCCAAGCUUUGUUAAGUGCUCAGAAUCCAGAUGAUCCAUUAGCAAAUGAUGUAGCUGAGCAGUGGAAGACCAAUGAAGCCCAAGCCAUAGAAACAGCCAGAGCAUCGACUAGGCUAUAUGCCAUGAAUAAUAUUUAAAUUCAAUCUCAACAUCAAGUGUGCAUCACUUCUCCUGUUCUGCCAAGACCUCUUCCUUUUUUGUUUGCAUUUAAUGGACACAGUCUUAGAAACAUUACAGAUUAAAAACCCAGACCAUCUUUAGUCCUUUGGUGAUUAAAUGCACAUUAGCAAAUCUCUGUCUUGUCCUGAUUCACUGUUGUAACGCAUGAGCAGAGGCUAGAAGUAUCAUCUGGAUUGUUGUGAAAUUGUUUAAAAGCAGUGGUCCAGCUCUGCUUUUAUUCAUUUCUCCCAUCAUGGUUUAAGUAUCAGCACUGUGAAUGAAAGUAGUUGUCGGUUAGCUGCAGGGGUAUGUCUUUUUUUCCUUCAAGUUUUGUGGGCUCCUUUUCCCUUUUUAUGGUGACGAUAAUUGCAUUGGUUAAAGCAGCUAACCAGUUGUACUUUAGAAUAUGCCCUCUAGCCAAGUCUAACUCCUUAGACACUGUAGAUGGACAAGCUUGGUUGUUUGAACAAAAAUAGGAACAUUAAACAUCACAGCCCUCACUAAUAUCGUGAUUCUGCUGUCAAGUGUAGAAACCUCCCUUCAAGAAAAGCUUGUGACCAUUUUGUAUGGCUUGUCUGGAAACUUCUGUAAAUCUUUAUGUUUUAGUAAAAUAUUUUUUGUUAUUCUAAAAAAAAAAAAAUAGCUGCUACAGGGGCAGCUAGGUGGUGCAGUGGAUAGAGUACCGGUCCUGGAGUCAGGAGGACCUAAGUUCAAAUCUGCCCUGACACUUAACACUUACUAGCUGUGUGACCCUGGGCAAGUCACUUAACCCCAAUUGCCUAACCAAAAAAAAAAAAAGAAUAGCUGCUACUUUUGAACUGGGGUGUCUUGGAAACUCAGUUUUUAAUUAUCUUUUCUUUUGAUGUUGGCAUGUAAUUGAGCAUUGUCUUGUUAUUAGUUUUGUAUAUACAUCUAACCUUCCUGAAAAACUUUAGAUCAGCAUUACCUCUCUUGUAUUUUCCCUCACCCUACCCCAGCCCACACACAGUGAUUAGCGCUUAACUAGAUAUUGUAUGACUAUUUUGUGAAGUGAAUUGUGUUUUUUUCCAAAGAAAUAAGAGUUUUCAUUUUAGGUCUGACUUGAUUUUUAAUCCUGUGCCUUUCAUAUCUUUCUUCCUUUUUC
Molecule: messenger RNA, 1834 nt
Organism: Dromiciops gliroides (monito del monte)
Lineage: Eukaryota; Metazoa; Chordata; Mammalia; Microbiotheria; Microbiotheriidae
Product: ubiquitin-conjugating enzyme E2 N-like
Exons: 1
Coding region: 90-689 (199 amino acids)
Biological process (GO): protein K63-linked ubiquitination; DNA damage tolerance
Cellular component (GO): nucleus
Molecular function (GO): ubiquitin conjugating enzyme activity
Source: RefSeq, a predicted model, not a curated record